Oldenlandia corymbosa var. corymbosa is the source of this 1143-nucleotide messenger RNA. Lineage: Eukaryota; Viridiplantae; Streptophyta; Magnoliopsida; Gentianales; Rubiaceae. The record is from the annotation of a GenBank genome assembly.
AUGAUUGAUUAUCUUCAUGUCUUAAUAUAUUUUGAACUCGAAGAAGAUAACCAAAGAUGUUGGAUGAAGGGUUGGUGGAAUUUUGAAAAUCAUGUGAUGCGAGUGCUGAAAUGGACAACCAGUUUUAAUCCAAAUUUUGAAUCUUCGAUUGUGCCGGUUUGGGUUUCUUUUGGGGGUAUGCCGGUGCAUCGAUUUAAUGAAGAAUAUCUGAGGAAGUUAGCCGGCAUAAUUGGAAAACCUUUAAAAAUUGAUGUUCCCACUUUGAACAUGUCAAGACCUUUGGUUGCAAGAGUGUGCAUGGAAGUGGAUCUUUUGAAAGACUUGCCAAAACGAAUUCAUCUCGGUGUUGAAGGAAAUACAUACUUCGAGGCGGUUCCGUAUGAGAAUCUUCCAGAGUAUUGCAUGGAAUGCAGCAAAAUUGGACACUCAGUGAAGAACUGUAAGCACACAAAAGAAUGGAAAAGUAAGGUUGAUGAUACCACAGAAGCAGGGAAUCAAAAACAGACAGCAAACUCGAAAAAUUUGGUUGUAAAAACAUCUAUUGAGAAGCUUCAAAUCAUGCCAAAGGAAGCACCAAACCAGACGAAACAUGUGUGGAAGGCUAAGCCCUUGGUUCUACAUGAAAACGAGAUGGAGAAAACAAAAGAUCAUCAUGGUCCAUCCACCUCCGGCUUAUCCCAUGAAGAAAAACAAAGUACCCUAGUUGAUGUAAUGGAGCGAAGUCCUUUGAUCCAAAUUCAAUCAUCUGGGAAAAGAAAACUAACGAAGGAGAGGUUGGUGUCAAUUAUACAAGAAAAUGAUAAAGAACCAUCACUCUUGGAUUCUUGGGACAUUGUGGAAUUGAAAAAAUUUGCAGUCUUGGCUGAUUUGGACAAUCCAGUAACUGGGGACACGGAAGUAGAUGCUAAAUUACAGGAGGACAUUGAUUCUGAGAUUUUGGUCUCUAUGGAUGAUUCUGAAAUUGGAGGUAGUUCAGACUUCGUCCCAACUGAGGAAGCUCGCGUUUCUGCUUCAGACGGGGAACAAAGGAAGAAAAAGCGUGGACAUCCAAAAGGAUCCAAAAAUGGGGUAAACAAUAAUGGGAACGAAGGUGAAACUCGUCGUUCGGCGAAACUCCAAGGUGGCAUUCCUCCCAAUGUUUAA